This is a messenger RNA of Meriones unguiculatus (Mongolian gerbil), 1709 nucleotides long. RefSeq names its product RBPJ interacting and tubulin associated 1 (gene Rita1). The transcript is spliced from 4 exons. Gene Ontology annotation, cellular component: cytoplasm; nucleus. Gene Ontology annotation, molecular function: tubulin binding. Gene Ontology annotation, biological process: negative regulation of Notch signaling pathway; nuclear export; Notch signaling pathway. NCBI's taxonomy places the organism in Eukaryota, Metazoa, Chordata, Mammalia, Rodentia, Muridae. The record is from RefSeq and is a predicted model, not a curated record. The coding region runs from base 541 to 1317 and encodes 258 amino acids.
GAGCGGGGGUAGGCUUUAGGGACGCACCAGCUGCGUGGGGCGGGGCGUCGCUCCUGUUGCCCAGCGUGAUGUGAUGCGUGUGGGCGCGUGUCUCUGUGGCACCGCUGCGGAUGCUGUGCUGUACCGGGAUCUGCGGCGGAGCCGGAGUUUGCUGGCCGGAGGCCCGGGUAGGAAAAGCGCCGGACACGGAGUUCCCCUGAUGCCUGCGCUUUUACUCCGAUGUUUGGAACCUGAGUUGUGAUCGGUGGGAAAAUGGAUUGAAUGUAAGAGGCCAAACCGGGCUGCUGGCGAGGACUAGAACUGACCGCGUUUGUAAAGCGCUUUGCACAAGACAGGAGUGCCGGCUUAGCCUGCGGCAUGCACAGAGCACGGGGUUCGAACCCAUGCACCUCAGACGCCAGGCGGUCGUGCAGUUCUACGUGGGAAGUAGAAGCGGGAGGAUCCGAAGUUAAAGGGAGCCCUGGAGGCUGAGUCUAUCUAGCUGGCAGAGCACACCCACUGGGCAGCGUGAGGACCCCGGUGGAACUGACCCACUGCGGAAUGCAGGCGCUCCACCUUCAGCACCGCAGCCCCAGCAGCUACAGGGUCAAGGCCAGGGCGUCCUAUGUGGAUGAGACCCUGUUUGGCAGCCCAGCAGGAACCCAGCCCACUCUUCCAGACUUUGACCCACCGUGGGUACAGAAUUGUAACAGAGUGAGAGGAGUGGACCUGGGACCUCCGAAGGUCUCUUUGGCCAAGAGAGACUAUGAGUCCACCCCUUCCAGGGCCAGCACCCCAAACCUUACACCAAGGAAGAAAAACAAAUACAGGUUGAUUGGCCACACCCCGUCCUACUGUGAUGAGUCACUGUUUGGCUCCCAGCCACAGGGCACCAGCAAGGAGGGGGCUCGGACAGCCAUGGGGGAUGCUGCCAAGCUCCGGACCCUUUUCUGGACGCCGCCACCCACCCCAAGGGGCAGUCACUCACCUUGCUCCAGGGAGACCCCAGUUCGAGCCAUUCACCCAGCUGGACCCUCCAAGGCAGAGCCCAGAGUGGACACAGGUUCCCCAAAGAUGUCUCAUGAUGGGCUGGAUGCUUCCUGCUCUUUGGGGCGGAGGCGUUCCCAAUCACUCACCCACCUAACUGUCCCUAGCAUGGUUCAUCCAGCUUCCGGUGUCCCCCAGACCAAUGAGCCUUGGAGUCCCCGGCCUUCCACAUCAGGGGUGACUGUCCGGAGCCCCCUGGCCACUCCCAAGGCACAGUCAGGCAGUGUUUCAGGGCCAGCCGCCCCUAAGCGAGGGGCCGGCCCCCCCAAGCCAAAGCCUCCUUGGAAAUGAGUUCUCACCAGGUAAGCCUUUGGCUCCCAGCCAGUCCUCAGCUCAGGUGGGGACCACUGGGGAGCAGGGUCCCCAGUGCCCCCAAGUGCUGGGGAAGCCACCAUGGUGGAUGGGCCACACUUUCCUUGGUCCCCACAAGCUCAGGAUGUCUCCAGCCUCCUCUGUAGGGUAUUUGGAGUCCUUGAGAUGUCCUUUUCACCAUGUUUCAGCCCCUUUCUGCAUCAGUGUCAAACCCUACCCAGCUUCCCUGCUCAGGAUUCAGUUUCCACAGAGGUCUGGAGGCCUUAGGGGAGAGUUCUGGGCUGCAUAUAGACCCCAAGGGUGGAGCAUAGGGCGACAUCUUAAUAUUCAUGUAUUUAUUCUAUGUAUUAAAUGCAUUUAGCUCACUAAAA